AUGGCAGAGGAGGCGGGCAAGUACACGAUCAAGAAUCCCAAGUCGGUCGGCCACUGCAAGGCACAGCCCUUGACUGGAGGCGUUACGCUUGAGGCGCGCGAGUGGGACAUCGAGGACAAGGAGUUUUACGAAAAGGAGGGCCUCAACAUCGCCACGCGCAACCUCUGGGCCUCCGUCCCGAACCUCCUCAUGGGCUUUGCCGUCUGGCUCAUAUUCAAGGUGGAGACCUGA
This is a messenger RNA of Emiliania huxleyi CCMP1516, 231 nucleotides long. RefSeq lists its product as hypothetical. The record is from RefSeq and is a predicted model, not a curated record. Bases 1 to 231 code for a protein of 76 amino acids. Lineage: Eukaryota; Haptophyta; Isochrysidales; Noelaerhabdaceae. The transcript has 3 exons.